AUGUCUAUCGGGAGCCUCUCCGAUAUCACGCUGCAGUACCUCGAGUCUAAGGGUAUUCGGUUCAUACUAGAUGAGGCCAUGCACAAUGUGGUGCUUCAGAUGCCCGAGGACCCACUCGCGUUCCUUGAGAAGGAGUUCCGCAGGCCCACCCCAGUUCAGGUCAUUCUCACCGGCCCAUGUGGCAGUGGGAAGACAACACUGGCAGCGAAGUUGGCUGCUCAUUACGGUAUCGCCCACGUCAGUGCAACUGUCGCAGAUGUCGGGGACGUGGCGAUGCCUGCUGAUAUGCUGGGGGAACUGAAGGGUCUGCAACAGGAGGGUAAGGGCUGGGUGCUGGACGGUUUCCCGCAGACCCGCGCGGAUGCUAUUCAACUGCAGACGUCGGGGAUAUCGCCGCAGCUACUUUUUGAACUGCAGGUCCCACCAGCCGUAGCGCUGGAGCGCGCCACUGCACAUGCGGGUGCCUCAUCCAAGCAUACAGAAGCCGCUGCCCCUAUCGUAAAGUCCUACCACCUCUACGAUGUGCGCAGAACAGAGAUCGUCACCUCCUACCAGCCGUUCUACCGCGCCAUCGAUGCCACUGUCACUGCAGACGAAGUCGCUGCGAAUGUCAUGAAGGCAAUCGACACUCUGCAUCUCUCGUGA
Messenger RNA from Leishmania braziliensis MHOM/BR/75/M2904, 645 nucleotides. RefSeq lists its product as hypothetical. Gene Ontology annotation, cellular component: cytoplasm. The transcript has a single exon. The record is from RefSeq and is a predicted model, not a curated record. Gene Ontology annotation, biological process: nucleoside triphosphate biosynthetic process. Gene Ontology annotation, molecular function: ATP binding; AMP kinase activity; nucleoside diphosphate kinase activity. Lineage: Eukaryota; Euglenozoa; Kinetoplastea; Trypanosomatida; Trypanosomatidae. Bases 1 to 645 code for a protein of 214 amino acids.